Panicum virgatum (switchgrass) is the source of this 1368-nucleotide messenger RNA. RefSeq names its product NAC domain-containing protein 90-like. The record is from RefSeq and is a predicted model, not a curated record. Gene Ontology annotation, biological process: regulation of DNA-templated transcription. Gene Ontology annotation, molecular function: DNA binding. Lineage: Eukaryota; Viridiplantae; Streptophyta; Magnoliopsida; Poales; Poaceae. Bases 227 to 1054 code for a protein of 275 amino acids. The transcript has 3 exons.
CAAUAUAUACGUCACUCGCCACACGCGCUUCCACACCUCACCACCAGUAUAUACACCCCACGCGGCUCUUGGAGCGCAUAUGCAUUCUUUGCUCCCGGCAGCAGUACAGGCGCCUCUCCGAGCCUCUCCUCCACCGGCAGCUCCGGCCCGAGCGGCGGCACAGGUGGCUAGCUAGCGAGCUAGCUGCCGGCCUGCUGGUCCUCGCGCGCGCCGAUCUACCGGCGGCAUGGCCGCCGCCGGCCUCCCUCCGGGGUACCGCUUCUACCCGACGGAGGAGGAGCUGAUCUGCUUCUACCUCCGCAACAAGCUCGACAGCCUCCGCGACGACAUCGAGCGCGUCAUCCCCGUCGUCGACGUCUACUCCGUCGACCCGGGGCAGCUCCCAGGGAUUCACGGGAUGCUGUGCGGCGGCGGCGGGGAGGGGGAGGGGGAGGGGGAGCCGUGGUUCUUCUUCUGCCCGCGGCAGGAGCGGGAGGCGCGGGGCGGGCGGCCCAGCCGGACGACGCCGUCGGGGUACUGGAAAGCCGCGGGCACGCCCGGGGUCGUCUACUCCGCCGACGACCGCCGCGCCAUCGGGGUGAAGAAGACCAUGGUGUUCUACCAAGGCCGCGUGCCGUCGGGGGCCAAGACCAGGUGGAAGAUGAACGAGUACAGGGCGCUCCAGCACUACGCCGCCCCCGACGCCGGCGCCGGCGCCAGGGCCGACGGGUCGUCUUCUAGCGCCCGCGCCGCCGCACCUCCAAUCGUUCCUCCGCAGUUGAGGAGCGAGUUCAGCCUGUGUCGACUCUACACCCAAUCUGGAACCCUGAGGCAGUUUGACAGGCGGCCGCUCGCCGCCGCCGCGGCAGGCUCCGCUGGCGAGGAUCCAGGUGGAGCAGGUCCAUCCACGGCAGCCGCCGCGUCGCCGCCGGAAGAUGACGAUGGCUCCGGCAGCUCCAUGCAGCAGCAGCAGCAGCAGCAGCAGCUGGUGGCAGAGAGAGGUGCCGCCGCCGCCGAUCUGUACGGCGACGACGUGGCCAUGCUGGAUGCCCUUUUAUACUGGCCUGGAGACUAGACGUAAAUUAAGCUCCGGCACGACCUGCGCGUGCGCGCGUCAGUGCAACGGCAUGCGCGCUCAACUAGACCACUCACUUUCCCAAACGGAAGUUUUAAAGAACAUACUCCAAACCUGGAGCGUGGUUAGAUGUUAUGUGAUAGCUGAUGGUUAAAUUUAAUUUAUCAUUUUGAUGUAUGAACACGGCUAAGAGCCGCGUGUGUAGAUUAGUACAAACUAGGAACUUCUGAUUUACCAUAUAUGCUUCGCGCAAACCCUUGUAAACACAGAUUGUUGACCGCAUGUAAUUCCAGAGAAAUUCGUUUUGGUUCCAA